CCAAAUAAACAAAACCCUAUAGGUAUGACAGACGAUAUUUUUAGGUAAUUUCUUGUAUGUCAGUGAUUCCAAAGCAACUAACUUCAGUACGCAGGCGCCACUUUUGGAAACGGUAUCGCACGUGUAGAAGACAUAUAUUAUGUAAAACAGUUUAAGACACGCUGUCUUUAUGGGAAUUAAUGCACUGAAUCCGAGAAAAUGUCUGAUAGUAAAAAAAAACGGCCUUCAAAGAAAUUGUCUAGUGUAAUACACACUUCAGGCAUGACAAGAAGAAAGUAGAACAAAAGGAGAAUAGUUAAUUAACUAGUUAUCCAGCUAAAAGAUGUAGGGUAAAGCUUGUAAGCUAUUCUUGCUGAAAUUUGCAAUCUCAAAAGCUACAUUUAGCCGCAUAUUAUUGACGAUAGCGAAGCGCUGAAACGGGUUUCCGUCAAAGUCUCUUGAAUCGUCCGCUAAGUUCUUUCCAAAUUUAAGUUGAAAAGCCAAGUUCUAACUAUGAUUAAAUUAGACAUUAGCCCCGCAUUAUUGAGCGGUACCUUAUAUUGCAUUUCAAUGGUUUACAGCGCUCGGGAUGUAACCUGUUUAAAAUUCAUAAAGUUGCGAAAGGUUGCUUGCCACGAUCAACAAAGUGCCCUACAUCAGUCAGUUAGACAACUGUUGCCAAUUGUAACUUUCUUAUAAAUCUACACUCACGGAAUACCAAUUGAAGCUAAGCAGAUAUGGUGUUAUCUUUACGCCAAGGUGUAGCGCCGUCUCAUGUGCGUGCCUAUCCCUUAAGCGUUUUGCUACAGGUGGCAGGCACACUCUACAUAAGUACGUCAUUUUGUAGAUACACGUGGUCCAAUUUGAAAUAUGUUGUUAUUUUUAUUUAAAAAAUACAUCAAGAAGCUCGUAUAAGCAAUAGAAAAGUGCAACGCAAAACAGUAACGAUAGGAUCAUAGAUUCUACUCUUUUUAUUACAUCAACAUGCAUGAAAAACAAAGGAAACAUUGUUGUUUACUGAAAAAAGAGAGCAAUGACUGUUGUGCAUGCGUGUCACAUCAUUAUGCAGCCUUUGCUAAUUCCAACCCUUGCAUAAGUAACCUCUGCUCAGGAUUUCACGUUUGCCUGCCCUUAAAAGAUCGUUCGCCGAGCUAAUAAAAAAUGUGGCAAGCCUUCUAUCGAAAGUGGCUCGAAAACGAGGCCUGCCUAGUUAAAUCGUUUGGUAUAUGAAAUUUCGACUUUCAUUUACACAAACGCACUUAUUUAUGGCACGCGCCUAAGUUAGCCAUGUCCUGUUCGUUUGUGCGUUGCGAGCAAGAUGUAAGUGUGUCAUGCCUUGUUGAUUCUUAAUGUCGUUUCUCCCAUCUAGCCCUUAAUUGAUCAUGGAGGAUGCAACGAAAAAAUACAAAAAUGAGGAAUAAAAAAGAAGAACAUGCAACAAUCUGAUUAUGAAGAUUAAAUAUCUUUUUCUAGGAAAGCCGGUGCGUGGUGCAGCUAUAGAAUUGGGCCCGGGACUUGGCCGUACUAGAAGCGGGAGACGUCGACGGAGAUUGGCAGCUAACUUGGUGCGCGCUCGAGUGAUGCGGUGAAGGGACGUGCCUAAGGUUACGUGGCCGUAUCCGGCAGCAGGUUGCUCGCAGCCGCAGCUAUGGAUCUCAGUUGGGAAAGUCUCAGAACAGGGAGGAGAAGAUUAUCUCCCUUUUCUAACUACCUGCUCAGAGUGACUCUAGUCGUAGCGACGCUCUCAGUUAAGUCGCUCGUCGCAAACUCGGCGGUACCUAGCUUGCAAAAUACACCUCUUGAGCCGGUUUUGGCAACGUCUAACGAAGAAGCUCUCAUUGACUGUGUUGUCACGGACCAGCAAAAUUACACAGUUUUCUGGAGGAAACUUGCUGAAGGUGACACUGGCGUGGUGCUUACCGUAGGAACAAAUCGCGUCAACGGAGACUCGCGAUUUUCCGUUCUCCACAAUAAAAAUAACGAAACCGGGCAUAAUAGCUGGGUCCUUCGGGUUUUUCCAACGCGAGUCAGUGACUCGGGCCGUUACAGUUGCGAGUUGAAUACACAGCCCAACCAGAAGCUCACGAGGCUACUUACCGUCAUUCAAGAGGAUGUACCGGUUCGUGACGAAACGGUGUCACUUAAUCUAGCUCAUAAUUAUACAGCCUGCUGCGCGCGGCAGGGUAUUCCGCAAGAAUGCUUCGGCUACUGCACGCUUCACGGCAUUGUGACCGGCGCACACAACAGUCCCCGUUCGUGCCUAGAACAUAUUUCGACACUCACCGAGUGCCUAACAGAUGGCCGCAACCAUAUGCCGUGCUGUGAGGAGCAGGGUAUCCCUAAAACGUGUCGCAGCGUUUGUGUGGGUGAUUAUUCUCUCCAGACAAUUACCGAGCACUACAAAUGUAUGGACUACACGAUGCAGACACUCGCUUGUAUUUCCAGUGGAAUCGAGCUUUUACCGGGUCAACCGAAAAAUGUCGAGGUUCAACCUAUCUCGCCAACGCAAUUGAGGAUCGACUGGCUCGCUCCUCAUCAACCUACUGCUGUCCAAAACUAUGUUAUUAAUAUCACUGAACUUACCUCGUUCGAUCCGAACCUCAAAAUGAUGCCCGUCUCGACUGAGACAAAGCCCGAUGACAAAAAAGGUUCAGAUGAGGAGACAUCUGGCGUUAGCCUCGGUCACUCCAUCAAACUUCCCUCCAAUCAGACGUCGUUCACUAUGGACGGUCUCAAGCCUUCAACGAUGUACCAGAUCUCGAUUUUUGCCCAGAACUCUGAAGGCCAAUCGUUACCGACUCCUCCAAUCCGAGUUCUAACCCUUAGCGAAUUCCGGAAGAAAAAUGAUGGCGAUAAGAAGGCUGCUUCGGCGAAAGAAACUAUCCCUGAUAUACGCGCUUGCUGCGUCGAAAAAGAAGUUAAACAGGAAAGAUGCCUUCGAACAAUGUGUGAUCCGAGCCAUGCUCACGAGGCGACCUUGACAGAUAUCAUGAUUUGCGCCCCAUGGGCAAAUGUGACAUUCUCGUGUAUGGCCAACGACAUCGAUCACUCGGACUGUUGCCGUCGUCGGGGUAUACCUAACGAUUGCCUCUACUUCUGCACGGGCAAGGUGACCAAAAUCGAUUACAACCAUUUCAAGUGUCUCGAAUAUAUGCCUUUCUACGGAAGCUGUGUUCUUGAGCAUUACGGUGUUUUACCAGGAAAUCCUGUUGCAUUGUCAGUGAAUGGCGUCAGCGAGAAGUGGGCUGUCAUUUCAUGGAAACCUCCAAGGGAGAAAGCGGACACCGUGACGCGAUAUUCGUUUUACUAUCGAAAGCUUGAUGGAGAUGAUGACAAUGAUCCCUAUUUCCAGAUAUCAGGCGUUGAUCCACCUUAUCUCCUUGAUGGACUGGAGCCAUCGUCCACUUACGAAGUGUUCGUGGCGGCUGAAAACAAGUUCGGCUCGUCAGAAGGAUCCGAGCGACUGAUCUUCCGGACACACGAUAUUGAGCCUGAACCUAGAAACAUCACCUUUGACGGAUAUAACGAAACUCAAUGCUGUGUCGACGCCAAACUUAACCCUGAGUGUCUGCCACUAUGCAGUUAUAAGGUGAAGCUGCAUGACUUACAAAUGUUGGGACCUAAAUGUAUGCACCAGCUCGAUAUUUUAAUGAGGUGCGGUGCGGGUGGCAGGGACCACACCCCAUGUUGUCAGCGCUACUCGGUUAACCCAGCCUGCAUAUCGAUGUGCGCCGGAAAGACUACCGCCAAUCAGUACGACUCAUUCAAUCCCCGUCUCUGUACUCGAGAAAUGGGGGCCAUUCUUACAUGCAUGGAAGAAGGAACAGGCCAAAUUCCGUCGAUGCCGGUAGACUUCCAUGUGGCAUUUACUACUCCCACGUCCGUUCAUCUUGAGUGGGACAAGCCAGCUGAACCGACAAACGUAACCGAGUACAGAGUUUUUUGGACCGAAGUUUCCGCUGACAUGGUACCACCCACGCCACUUAAUUACACCAUGAAUAUAACUGUACGGGCUCCGAUGGCAAUCAUUAAUAACCUGACGGAAAACACAAGGUACAGUUUCUACGCAGUGGCCGCUAGCGAGUUUGGACAAUCUACGCCAUCGCUCAUCGUUCUCGUCACUACGCCAAUCAGUGGCGUUAACGAUAAAAGAAUUGAUUCCGUAUUGAGUCCACCAUACGGAGUCGAAGUGGUUCACUCAACGGUGCGUUCAAUCGCAGUUAAAUGGCAGCCUCCGCUCCACGUGCCAGCCAAUCAGGAGGUGCUUUAUACUGUUUACUUCCAAGCAACGAAUGUCACUGGCAAUGUUUCCGAUGUCGACGAAUUACCAAAUACUGUAACGACUAUGUUUACCCAAACGCUUUUGACAAACUUAACGUACGACACACAGUACAAGAUCUCUGUACAGGCACGCACUCCAGAGGGCAAUCGGAGCAGUCCUAUGUCAGAGGUGGUUCUAGCAUGGACGGACGCCGCAAUUCCGGCAUAUGUCAACUUGCCACUUAUAGCCCCCAUUGGGCCAAUUCGUGAAGGCAGCAACAUCACUGUCGCGUGUCUCGGUUAUGGUGUGCCAACGCCCAAUACAUCAAUCUAUAUCAACGGACAGCUCCUUGUCGCGCUUCCACAGCAUCAGGUGGCAGUCACACUGCAGCAUAUAACGCGCAAUAUAACUAGAUUGUCAUGCUACGCCGAUAAUGGGUAUGGCUCUGGAGGGUACACAAGCCUAAGCGUGCACGUGCUUUCCAGUCCAAUAGUUACUAUUCCCGUUGAAGAGGUCCAAUCUGAAGAGGGCGCAACGGCUAGACUUAGCUGUAAGGUGUCUGGCUUCCCGGAGCCGCAAUUCCACUGGGAUCGGGAUCGUCAAAGCAGAAAUUCUAUCCGAACAACAGACACGGUUGGACUGCAGGCAAUUCCUGAUACGGAGAUGCCGCAUACAUAUACGUCAUCCCUUAUUUUGAAGCACGUUUCGAAGGCGGAUUCUGGAAAAUACUUUUGCAGUGCAACAAACCAAUACGGUAUGAUGACACGUACCGUAAUGCUGAAAGUCAUGGAUGCAGUGCGCAAGAACUCUUCGUCGUGCUGUACACAUCAAGGCGUGUCAGCAGCGUGCAUGCCUGCCUGUGCUUACGAUGUCGACAUUAUGUACGCCUUGAAAAAACCUGAGUGUAUACAGGACCUUGAUAAGCUCAUGUUUUGUGCUGCCGAUGGCAGUGACCAUCGGGUCUGUUGUAAGAGUAGAGGGGUGCCCUGGGCUUGUCAGAGAUGGUGUGCAGGCAGGCCCGUGCAAGUACCCACGCAUUGCGCUCUUAUCUCGGCACGAGAAGUUGUUAGCUGCUUCGAGGAAGGCAAAGGAAUUUUGCCCGGACCUCCACUCAAGGUCAAAGGUGUUAGGCUACCCGGUGAGAUCGUUGUCACGUGGGAGCCGCCGACAAAACAUCCCGAAGUUGUGCAGUGGUAUAAAAUAUUCUGGAGGCAUGUCGGCUCGAUGGAUGCCAAUAAAAAUGAGACUGACAAGCGAGAAUUCCGCUUCCCAGCUGAUGACGAUAAGAUCUACGAGAUUCUAGUCAAGGCGGGCAACCAUUACGGCAUGAGUCAGCCGGCCGAUGCGCUCGUCGUACACAGUAAUGAUAUUACGGCAUACAGUGAGCGUCAGUCCGUCGCUGCAGCAGAUGGUAGCCGCAUUUUCAUUUCGCUUUUGGUUGCGCUAGCCGUUAUGGCUGCCGCAGCGGCAGGAUUCAUGUGGUAUUAUCGACGGCACAAACGUGCCACAAGCGGUGGCGGGCCAUCAAACGCUGCCCCACAUGGUGUUAGCUUCGAAAAUCCAACUUAUCUCAAGGAUGGCAUUUCGCUGUCGCCAGCGACCAACUCCGUCAACUUCAAUAGCGUGUUCGCCUUGCAGAAUGCGAAGGAUGCCAAUGGAGGCCUCAAGGAAAACCAGGGCGGCAGAGAGCGCGAUAGGAAUGCACCGGCCGAGAUUGAUUUGACCGACACUUCGGGACCGCGUGCUGUUGACAACCAUUAUGAGGACUUCCGACAUGUUCGGCUGCACUGAGACCAUUACAGCAGCAGGCUAAUGCAGAACGAAAAUGAAAAAUCCAAGAGUGCUGCUCUUCUCAGCCACGGAGGCGACAAUAUUAUAAUAUAUGUAGAUAAACUGACUUUGGAGCCUUUCGUAGCAAGUUCUGGCACAGCACGGGUAGACAAAUAGAAGCUGCGAUAAGAACAGCGUGACCGGCCUCGUAGAUCGUCCGAUUCGCGCAAUGCUCGCUUUGGGCACUUUUUCAACGAAUUCCUAUCCUACACUUACACGUACUCGUUCUCGCAGCUCUCUGACCAGGGCAGAACAAUGCCUGUGGUAUAAUGUAGGUAUAUUUGAAAUGUUAAAGAACUGCUUGGAUGACUGCAAACGAAGAGGCUGAGAUUGAAAAAACCGCGUCACUAAAGCCCAGGACAGCUCUUUCAAAAAAUAAUGUAAAAAUCGAGCUAGCUUUUUCAGUAGUUGGUAAAAAUAAAAAAUAUCAGCAGUAGGUUCAAUAUUAGCUCUUUAGCACGUAUUAGCUUAACCGGAUGCUACUUAGCGGAUUGAGAAUUUAUGUACGUGCGUGUUGAGCAAACGACAUGUUGCUAAUUUUAUCUAACGUGAUCAGUAAUUGUUUAAGAAUAAAGAAAGACGGCAUCUUACAGAAAGAAAAGGCAUGUAUUGUAGAGUUGUAAACGAUACCUUUAGGAGGUGUCGUAUCAUUGUUGCAACUAGGGUCAGAAAAAUGGAGUAUCCCUGAAAAUCGUGAGUUGAUAAAGCCCGAGAAGCUGCUCGGAAACAAUACGCACGAUAACGAACCUAUUACAGCAAAAUACAGCAACAGACGCUAUACAUAUGGUAGCGAACCUCUAUCAUCACUGUGAUCUGCUCUCCAGGUGCCGACGAAGUUAAGAUAAAAUCGACAUUUUUCUCAUAGAUAACAUUAGUUUAUUUGGGAAUGGAUAUGAACAUUUGUUUUCAAGUACUAUAGGUAAG
This is a messenger RNA of Varroa destructor (honeybee mite), 6994 nucleotides long. Its product is annotated as Ig-like and fibronectin type-III domain-containing protein 2. Lineage: Eukaryota; Metazoa; Arthropoda; Arachnida; Mesostigmata; Varroidae. Gene Ontology annotation, biological process: cell-cell adhesion. Gene Ontology annotation, molecular function: protein binding. The record is from RefSeq and is a predicted model, not a curated record.